CACGCUCACAAGUCAGGCAUCGUUUCAUCUCCCAGGAGCUCAUCAAAAUUCUCGUCACCUAACAAGAUGGUAAAACCUACAGAUUGGAUUCCUUCUUUGUGGGUUGAGACAUUUGAAGAAUUGCAAGACGAUGACAAUGAGCUGGACUAUGGAGACGAGUGGACUCUCAACUUUAACUACACUUUGACGGACAAACUCACCACGGAGCAGAGAAGGAGAGGCUGGAGGGUCUUCUGCUACCAUGCCCAUGGACAUUUCAAGUGUACAUCCUGCAAGAAGAUCUGGCCUUCAGCACAGGUGACGGUGUUGUUCCAUUACCGGUUGCGAGGUGGGCGGGGGACGGUGAUCAUGCGGCCCUUUGGACAGGCCUGUCGCAGUUGCCAGAACAAUACGUUUUACCUUCCUGGUUUUUAUAAGGAAGAGGUGGAAAAAGCCCUGCUCAGGCUGUGUGCCAAAAUCCGCAAAAAUUGCUACCGAGAUGAGGACGUCGAUGAUGAUGGUGGCUCAGUAUCCCCCAAGGUGUGGACCAAACCACAUGAGAAGACCCUGUGUGAGGCCUGCAGAAUGGGCAUCUGCUGUCAGGAUGAUGAAUAAAAGUGUGUGUGUGUGUGUGUUUGUGUGUGU
This is a messenger RNA of Plectropomus leopardus (leopard coralgrouper), 624 nucleotides long. Its product is annotated as receptor-transporting protein 3-like. Lineage: Eukaryota; Metazoa; Chordata; Actinopteri; Perciformes; Serranidae. Gene Ontology annotation, biological process: protein insertion into membrane; protein targeting to membrane. Gene Ontology annotation, molecular function: olfactory receptor binding. The record is from RefSeq and is a predicted model, not a curated record.